Molecule: messenger RNA, 1167 nt
Organism: Plectropomus leopardus (leopard coralgrouper)
Lineage: Eukaryota; Metazoa; Chordata; Actinopteri; Perciformes; Serranidae
Product: neurexophilin-1
Molecular function (GO): signaling receptor binding
Source: RefSeq, a predicted model, not a curated record
AUGAGGGGGGACGCUCCACAAAGAGGCAUGAAGACCUCAUGUCUGUGGGCUGCUGCUCUGCUGCUGUCAGUCAUCUCUCUGGUGACCAGUGCUGAUUCACCGAGCUCAAGAAACUCUAAUUUAAGAGAGAGCUCAAAAGCCAAAGUGAAGACCUACUGGACUGAAAGCAGCAAGGCUGUCUCCAUCAGCCGCCUGCUGUCUCAGACCCUCUACGGCAAAGAGAACUUCACCUCUCUGGAUCUAAACUAUGACGAGGCGGACACGUUCUCCAAACAGGAGCAGUGGAACUGGCUUUACAACACUUCCAACCCGCGCGACCCUCGAUCCAGAACGAAAAGGAGGCCCAUCGUCAAGACCGGAAAGUUCAAGAAGAUGUUCGGUUGGGGCGACUUCCAUUCCAACAUCAAAACGGUGAAGCUCAACCUUCUCAUCACUGGUAAAAUCGUGGAUCACGGAAAUGGGACAUUCAGCGUCUACUUCCGUCACAACUCCACAGGUCAAGGUAACGUCUCUGUGGGACUGGUUCCACCGACCAAAGCUGUGGAGUUCCAGGUCCACCAGCAGCACCAGCAGUUCCACCACCAUCACCAGCAGCAGCAGCAGCAGCAGCAGACGGCUCUGGAGACCAAGGACACCAAGCUGUUCAACUGCAGGGUGGAGUACGAGAAGGUGGAGAAGGGCACCAGGAACUCACUGUGUGCCCACGACCCCUCGCAGAGCUGCCCGCAGGAGCAGACGCAGAGCCACGUGUCCUGGCUGUGCUCCAAGCCCUUCAAAGUCAUCUGCAUCUUCAUCACCUUCUACAGCACCGACUACAAGCUGGUGCAGAAAGUGUGUCCAGACUACAACUACCACAGUGACACCCCCUACCUCCCCACCGGGUGAGCACGCAACCAGACGAGGACGAAAAUAAAAAAAUAAAAAAAGACGCAGAGACAGGCAGUCGGGUCCUGAGCGAUGCCAGAUUAUUUGAAUGAAAAUGGACUCAAGACACUUCAAACUUGAGAUGUUGACAGGCAUUAUUACAGCUAACAUAUCCUUGACGCAAGACUGAUAUUGCUCCAAUGAACAGACCUACCCCAAGGUCAUUAUGAGAGCAUUUAGGGAAGCAUUUAUAGGCUUGCAAUACUCAUAUUAUAUGCAUAGCUGCUUACAUCGAAAGGAAAU